AUGGUGAAGCCUUCUUCUGAUCGUCCCGCUAUCGUUCGUCUGCACAAGGCCUGCCGCCCACCCGCCACGAUCGCUAAGCACCUCGGCAUCCACCGCAGCGACGUGUAUCGCACAUUCCAAGGUUAUGGAGACCUUGGUGAGCUCCAAGGCCGCCCAAGAAGUGGAAUACCUCGUAUUGCUCGCACACCGAAGGUCGUCGAGGCCGUCAGAAAGCGGAUAGCGGGAAACGCGACUGGGAGCGUCUCGACGAUGGCUCGCGACAUGGGAAUCGCGGAAGUCGUCCAAGCGUGGUGCAAGAGUGAACGUCCCGACUUCAUCUCGGCCAUCCCACUGGACUACAACUUGUGGUCCUACCUUGAGAGCAACGCCUGCGCCACUCCCCACCCCAAUUUGGAUUCUCUGAAGGCAGCGCUCAUCCGAGAAUGGGAUGGAAUCGACGACGCACUCCUGCGUACGGUCAUCGACGCCUUUCCCAAGCGACUCCGCGCUGUCGUCCGUGCCAAAGGUGGCCGAAUCGAGAAGUAA
Messenger RNA from Haemonchus placei, 525 nucleotides. The record is from the annotation of a GenBank genome assembly. Lineage: Eukaryota; Metazoa; Nematoda; Chromadorea; Rhabditida; Trichostrongylidae.